Messenger RNA from Phanerochaete carnosa HHB-10118-sp, 2363 nucleotides. RefSeq lists its product as uncharacterized. Lineage: Eukaryota; Fungi; Basidiomycota; Agaricomycetes; Polyporales; Phanerochaetaceae. Gene Ontology annotation, molecular function: glycine-tRNA ligase activity; ATP binding. Gene Ontology annotation, cellular component: cytoplasm; mitochondrion. Bases 45 to 2015 code for a protein of 656 amino acids. The transcript is spliced from 11 exons. The record is from RefSeq and is a predicted model, not a curated record. Gene Ontology annotation, biological process: mitochondrial glycyl-tRNA aminoacylation.
GUCGUUUUGUACGCCCUCGGUCACGGCAUUUCCGUACGGAGGAGAUGGCUACAACUGUGCACAAAACCGCAUUUCCCUUCGACAAGGCCAGGCUGGAGGCCCUGCUCCUAAGAAGGUUCUUUUAUGCCCCCGCUUUUGAGAUCUACCGAGGUGUCGCUGGUCUGUACGACUAUGGUCCUCCGGGCUCUUCCCUGCAAGCCAACAUCAUUAAUGAAUGGAGGAAGCAUUUUAUAAUCGAGGAGGGAAUGCUGGAAAUUGACACUACAAUCCUAACCCCAGCUCCUGUCUUUGAGACAUCCGGUCACGUCGCUCGUUUUGCAGAUUGGAUGGUGAAGGACACAAAAACUGGCGAUGUACUGCGUGCGGACCAUCUCGUCAAGAACGUACUCGAGGCCAGACUCGCUGGUGACAAGGAGGCCAGAGGCAUUGCUGCUGAGCCCAAGGAGGAGGAUGCGCUGAAGAGACAGCCCAAGCGUAAAGAUAAGGCUGCAAAGGUUGCACCCGUGAGGGUGGCUGACGAAGUUGUUGCUGAAUACGAGCGCAUACUUGCUCAGAUCGACAACUACUCUGGCCCAGAACUUGGUCAGCUGUGCCGGGAUCACAAGAUUGUGAACCCAGAGACAGGCAAUGAAGUCACCGAGCCACAGCCCUUCAACCUCAUGUUCACGACCAGCAUCGGCCCCACCGGUCAACACCCAGGCUACCUCCGGCCAGAGACCGCCCAGGGCCACUUCGUGAACUUCCAACGCCUGCUCGAAUUCAAUAACGGACGUGUGCCUUUCGCGUCUGCUCAGAUCGGUCGCUCAUUCCGUAAUGAAAUUUCGCCUCGCGCAGGCCUACUUCGCGUCCGGGAGUUCACUAUGGCCGAAAUCGAGCACUUCGUUGACCCAGAGGACAAGCGUCAUGAGCGCUUCUCUGAGUUGCGCGACAUUGAGCUUAACUUGCUCGACCGACACACGCAAGCCGCCGGCUCCUCCGUCCCCAAGCGCAUGACAGUUGGUGAGGCCGUUGAGAAGGGCGUCAUCGCAAACGAGACGCUCGGCUACUUCGUUGCACGUAUCUAUCUGUUCCUCGCCAAGAUCGGAGUCAACCCCAAGCGACUACGUUUCCGUCAGCACAUGGCUAAUGAGAUGGCCCACUACGCCACGGACUGCUGGGACGCUGAGAUCGAGAACUCGACUGGUUGGACGGAAUGUGUGGGCUGCGCAGACCGUGCUGCGUACGAUCUCUCCGUGCACGCGAAGCGCACGGGUGCUCCUCUUGUUGUUCGCGAAGCCCUGAAGGAGCCUAUUGUGACCGAGAAGGAGGUUCCUGAAUUCAACAAGAAGCUCAUGGGCAAGACCUUCGGCAAGGACUUGCCUGUUGUCACCCAAGUGGUCUCGACCAUGUCCGAGGAGGAGCUGAUCAAGCUCAAGGGCCAGCUAGCGCAGGGCGAGGCCGUCAUCAUUUCCCCAGAUGGCAGAAAAUUCAAACUCACGCCCGAAAUCCUAACCAUUGAGAGGCAGACAUUGAAACAGUCUAUCCGCGAGUUUACACCAAACGUCAUCGAGCCUUCCUUCGGUCUCGGCCGCAUCCUCUAUACCCUCCUUGAACACAGCUUCUGGAGUCGAGAACAGGACGCCGACCGUGGUGUCCUCUCGCUGCCGGUCAUUGUCGCCCCCACCAAAGUCCUAAUCGUCCCCCUGAGCACGAAGAAGUUUGACGAGCUCGUUCAGGAAGUCUCCAGCAAACUCCGCAAAGCGGGCGUGUUCUCGCGCGUAGACGACUCGAACCAGUCCAUCGGCAGGCGCUACGCCCGCAAUGACGAGUUGGGCACGCCGUUCGGCCUGACUCUCGACUUUGCUUCGGUGCAGCAUCGCACGAUGACGCUUCGGGAGCGCGACACGACGGAGCAGCUCAUCGGGAACAUCGAAGAGGUGAUCGCGGUCGUCAUCGACCUCUGCAACGGCAUGAUCGAGUGGGCCGAGGCGUGCCAGCGGUUGCCGCGGUACACUGGCACGCAGAACGUCGAGUGAAGCAGGGGCCCGUCUGGCCCUCGUCGAGGGGCACCCCCGCUGACGUAGUUGUAUGAACCGUGACCACGGGAACGUCAUCCGCACGGGCGGCUGUCAAGAGGGUGCUGCUGCUGUUGUUGCGCGGGUCUGCUGGUUCUCUCACGGAACGGUCUCGUCUCUGUCAUCGGGCAUGUAUUAUUAUUACCAAAACCUGUUGAAAAAUGCCAUGGCGUCUGCGGACAUACAUAGCACGUCGUGCUCUGGCAGCAAUUGUCGUUGUAAAUGCAACGCAGCGGCGCUCGCGGUCUGCCGCCCCACGAGCGCAAUUUCCGUGUCAUUCUUCUCCCCGGGUUUUACGCCAUCCUGAUC